Enhydra lutris kenyoni (northern sea otter) is the source of this 3672-nucleotide messenger RNA. Its product is annotated as von Willebrand factor A domain containing 5B1. The coding region runs from base 1 to 3672 and encodes 1223 amino acids. The transcript has 21 exons. NCBI's taxonomy places the organism in Eukaryota, Metazoa, Chordata, Mammalia, Carnivora, Mustelidae. The record is from RefSeq and is a predicted model, not a curated record.
AUGCCAGGUCUGCUGAACCAGAUCACAGGGGCAGCCCUGCCCCUCACCGCCUCUGACGUCACGUCCUUCGUCAGUGGUUAUGCUCUGGGUCUGACUGCCUCUCUCACCUAUGGCAACCUGGAAGCCCAGCCCUUCCAGGGCCUCUUCGUGUACCCACUGGAUGAAUACACCACGGUGAUCGGCUUUGAGGCGGUCAUUGCCGACCGGGUCGUGACAGUACAGAUCAAGGACAAAGCCAAGAUAGAUAAUGCCCAUUUUGAGGGCACCCGUGUCCGAGCCACCUCUGUCACAGGGAACGCUCUGCAGGAGGCGAUAUCUGUCAUCCCUCCUUCCUGCACACCAGGGAAGCUGGCUUUGGAUGAGGAUUUGGAGCGGAUUCUGUUUGUGGUCAACCUGGGGACCAUUGCCCCUAUGGAGAAUGUCACCGUCUUUGUCAGCACCUCCUCAGAGCUCCCAACACUGCCCAGCGGGGCUGUGCGGGUCCUGCUGCCUGCUGUCUGCGCCCCGACCGUGCCUCAGUUCUGCACGGAGAGCAUCGGCCCCUCCACCCAACAGGCCCAAGGGAAAGACAAGCAUUGCUUUGGCACCCGUUCCCUGGACUCCUGGAGCAAACUGUGCCUGGCGACUCUCCUGGAUACGGACGUGUCCAACCCCAUGGAAUAUGAGUUCAACUUCCAGCUGGAGAUCCGUGGGCCAUGCCUGCUCGCAGGGGUGGAGAGUCCCACCCAUGAGAUCCGAGCCGACGCCGCCCCGUCUGCACGAUCGGCCAAGAGCAUCAUUAUCACCUUGGCCAACAGGCACACCUUCGACCGGCCCGUGGAGAUCCUCAUCCAUCCCAGCGAGCCCCACAUGCCACACGUCCUGAUGGAGAAAGGGGACAUGACCCUGGGAGAGUUUGAGCAGCACUUGAAAGGAAGAACGGAGUUCAUUAAAGGAAUGAAGAAGGACAGCAGGGCAGAGAGACAGACAGAAAUCAUCCGGAAACGCCUCCACAAGGACAUUCCCCACCACUCCGUCAUCAUGCUCAACUUCUGCCCUGACCUUCAGUCAGUCCAGCCGAACCUGAGAAAGACCCAUGGAGAGUUUAUCUUCCUCAUUGACAGGAGCGGCAGCAUGAGUGGGACCAACAUCCACCGUGUCAAGGAUGCCAUGCUGGUAGCUCUUAAGAGCCUCAUGCCAGCCUGCCUCUUCAAUGUCAUUGGGUUUGGAUCCACAUUUAAGACUCUCUUCCCUUCCAGUCAGACCUACAGUGAGGAGAGCGUGGCCAUGGCCUGUGAUAACAUCCAGAGAAUGCGUGCUGACAUGGGGGGCACCAACAUCCUUUCCCCGCUCAAAUGGAUCAUCCGUCAGCCAGUGCGCCGAGGCCACCCACGGCUUCUUUUCCUGAUCACUGAUGGUGCCGUCAACAACACCGGCAAGGUGCUAGAACUGCUGCGAAACCAUGCCUUCUCCACCAGGUGCUAUAGCUUUGGAAUUGGACCCAACGUCUGCCACAGACUGGUGAGAGGGCUGGCAACUGUAUCCAAGGGCAGUGCUGAGUUUCUGGUGGAGGGGGAACGGCUCCAACCCAAGAUGAUCAAAUCUCUGAAGAAGGCCAUGGCCCCAGUCCUGAGUGAUGUAACUGUGGAGUGGGUCUUCCCUGAGACCACCGAGGUCUUGAUAUCACCCGUGAGCACCAGCUCCCUCUUCCCCGGAGAGCGGCUGGUGGGAUAUGGCAUUGUGUGUGAUGCCUCCUUAUACAUCUCCCAUCCCAGAUCUGACAAGAGGAGACGAUACAGCAUGCUUCACUCCCAGGGGUCCAGUAGCUCUGUCUUCUACCACUCCCAGGAUGAGGGGCCCAGCCCAGAUGCCAGAAACUCUGCCAAGAGCAUGGGGUCACACUUCAACCUCAAGCAGCCCAAAGAUGCCCAGCCAACCACUGGAGAUGUCACCACUAAUCCUGCUCUAGACUUCUCCCAGCGACGGCGGGCAUACAGCACCAACCAGAUCACCCACCACAAGCCCUCCCCAAGGGCCCCCACAGCAAGCGACCCCACAGUGCCUGCCAAGAGAUACCCACUUCGGAAAGCAAAGCUGCAGGACCUCACCAACCAGAGCAUCACAGAUGCCCCUUGGUGGCAGAUUGAUCUGCAGCCCUUGCUGAACAGUGGUCUGGACCUGAGCCAGGGCCCCAAACUCCGGGGCCCAGGGGCCCGAAGGCCCUCUCUGCUGCCCCAAGGCUGCCAGCCCAGCCUGCCCUCCAGCCAGGAGACCCAGACCUGGAGCCCCAUGAAAGAGCAAGAUCUUGGGUCUAGCCUGAAGCCUGCCUCAGACAGACGUAACCCUGGGGACCUGGAGCCGUCCCAUCACCCUUCCGCCUUCGAGACUGAGACGUCCUCGGACUGGGAGCCCCCUGCAGAGUCCGAGGAGCGGAUCAAUCCCGGCAGGCCCCCCACUCCAGGCCCGGUGCUGGGCAAGGCCGUGGUCAAGGGCUUGCGUGACAGCCAACGUUUGCAGUGGGAAGUGACCUUUGAGCUGGGGCCCCCCGGCCCGGAGCGGGGAGGGGCACAGGACGCUGACCUGUGGAGCGAGACCUUCCACCACCUGGCGGCCCGCGCCAUCAUCCGCGACUUUGAGCAGCUGGCGGAGCGCGAAGGCGAGAUCGAGCCAGGGUCCAGCCGCCGUUAUCAGGUGAACGCUGUGCACACCAGCAAAGCCUGCAACGUCAUCAGCAAGUAUACAGUCUUCAUGCCUGUGGACGUGAGCAAGAGCCGGUACCUGCCCACUGUGGUGGGGUACCCCAACUCUGGUGCCGCAUGGCGGAUGGUCAACUCUCAGGUCCUGACCCGACAGAGGAGGGGCCCGGCUGCUGGCUUCGGACGGUCUCAGACCCUGCUCGGGGAAGACUCAGCAGCAGAAGACGAUGUGGAAGAAAGCCCCACUGCACCCUUUGGUGAGGCCACGUCCCCGGGCCGCGAGAAGUACGUUGCUUCCGAAGGUCCCCUGCGCAGUCUGGUCACCAAUACCCUUUCUUCCUUCAAGACCUCAGACUCUCUCUUUGGAUCCAGGCUGAGUCUGAGCAAGUCCAGGUUGCUGACUCGGGCAGCCAAGGGCUUCCUGAACAAACCGCUGACCAAGGCUCCAGAGUCAAGCCCAGGGACCCAGAGUUUCGACUACAUCCCACUGGUGUCUCUGCAGCUGGCCUCCGGAGCCUUCCUGCUCAACCAAGCCUUCUGUGAGGCCGUCCACAUCCCCAUGGAGAAGCUCAAGUGGACCUCACCCUUCACCUGCCACCGAGUGUCCCUCACCGCCCGCCAGCCGGAGUCUAAGACCCCGAGUCCCCAGGGGUGCACCAGCUCCUCCGCGCGGCUCCCCUCCUGCGACAGCUUCUCCCCGGAGCCUCUGGCAGAGGGCAAGCCAGGCUGGGAGCCCAGGGCUGUGGUAGAACACACGGGGAAGCUGUGGGCCACCGUGGUGGCGCUGGCGUGGCUAGAGCACAGCUCAGCCUCCUACUUUGUGGAGUGGGAGCUGGUGGCCGCCAAAGCGAACUCCUGGCUGGAGCAGCAGGAGGUCCCCGAGGGCCGCACUCGGGGCACCCUCAGGGCGGCCGGCCGCCAGCUAUUCGUGCUCCUGCGGCACUGGGACGAGAACCUGGAGUUCAACAUGCUUUGCUAUAACCCAAAUUACGUGUAG